Messenger RNA from Aspergillus calidoustus, 1107 nucleotides. NCBI's taxonomy places the organism in Eukaryota, Fungi, Ascomycota, Eurotiomycetes, Eurotiales, Aspergillaceae. The record is from the annotation of a GenBank genome assembly.
AUGGCUUUCGACUGUUACUGUGCUAUCUGCGGGGUUGGCUUCUCGGGCAUGCGCAUUGGGACUCCAUCAGAUGCCACACCAGAGCGAAGGCGACAGUACGUGGAGAAGAUUUCUCAGUCGGGGAACGAGACGACGCCAGACUCAGCUCCCCAGGACCAAGAAGAGCCCAUCCGCAGUUAUGAUCCAAACCUAGUCAACCAAGACAAUGUCGCGUGGACCGCACAAGUACACUGCUUGGGGAUGCAGGACGACGCCAAGGGGAAGAGCAGAGCAUUCAUCUCAGGACCAGGAUACUAUGCAGACGCUGGUGAAUUAGCCGUCAAAGUCGGACAGGCUGCACGACGGACAUACUUCAACUGCUAUGGCUUCGGGACAAACGACGUGCCCGGCCCAGUGAUGCCCUUCCACUGGUGCUGCUUCGAGAUCCUUCUUCGCACUCUCACGGGGACAACCGAUCCCAAGAACGUCAAUCUCGAGGCCCUCUACGAGGCCAUGAGCAGCCACUGCAACUGGUCGGGCUCAGCUCUGCGGUUACCCUACGGUGACGACGUUAUCCGCGCACAGGGCCAGUACUGGCAAUCCCUCCCUGGAGCCGAGUACACCGUCCGCAACCCCUCCACAACAACCAUCACGGAAACACUCAAAGCCAACCUGCAAAGCAACCCCAAACUCCGCACACCACCGACAGGUCUGCCCCUGGACACCCGGGAACCAAAAAACCCCUUCUCCACCCUCCCCACCGAACUCGUCCACCACAUCUGCUCCCUCCUCCCCGGAGAGUCGCUGGAAUCCUUAACCCAAGCAUCCCUCUACAUAAACCUCAUCACCCGCGACAACUACUUUUGGAAACGAUUCAUCGCAACCGAUAUGCCCUGGCUCGAGGAGGGUGAGGCGGAGAUGCUCAGGAAAAGAGCGGACGUCACACCAAGCGCGGAUUCCGGCUCGGAAAGCCCGAUCAACUACCAGCGCGUGUAUCAGUGGCUGGACGGAGUCACGAAGCCGGCCUUCGCGAUGGACGACGAGGUGUUUAUGGCUGUUGCGAAUCGCAGGCGCAUCUGGGGCGUCUGCGAGGUACUGGCUGGGGCGUAUCGCGCGCAGUGCGCGUGA